CCUGAGAUUCUAAGUGACUCUAACAUGGAAAUAAUGGGCAGUUCUUUUGAAUGGAGUCCUUCAAAUGACUCAAAAUUGAUAGUAAUUGUGAAUCCUGUGCGAGGUUAUUUUCUUUGGUGGUCGCUGAAAAACAUGUAUUUGUGACGCAUGAUGAGGAAAAGCGAUUGAAGUAAGCAAGUAAAGAUUUAAUUAACCUGAUUGGUCUUCUGGAUGAAAAGCUGUAUGCAUUUUUAGAGCAGCAUGGUACAGACUAACUGGAAGUUAAAUUUAAAUGUA
Acanthoscelides obtectus is the source of this 276-nucleotide messenger RNA. The record is from the annotation of a GenBank genome assembly. NCBI's taxonomy places the organism in Eukaryota, Metazoa, Arthropoda, Insecta, Coleoptera, Chrysomelidae.